Molecule: messenger RNA, 2127 nt
Organism: Aspergillus pseudoviridinutans
Lineage: Eukaryota; Fungi; Ascomycota; Eurotiomycetes; Eurotiales; Aspergillaceae
Product: NADPH cytochrome P450 oxidoreductase family protein
Exons: 1
Coding region: 1-2127 (708 amino acids)
Cellular component (GO): cytosol
Molecular function (GO): flavin adenine dinucleotide binding; FMN binding; NADPH-hemoprotein reductase activity
Source: RefSeq, a predicted model, not a curated record
AUGCAGUCUGUCAUUCUAGCCCUCGACAUUGAUGAUAUCCUGGCUUUCCUCCUCCUCCCAAUUCUGGGGCUGGGUUACCUCUGCGGUCAUAGAUAUUGGUACAAAGCCAAUCCGCUCGAGGAGCAGCUAUUCGAACGUCGGCAGCAAACGGUUCUGGGCCGAAAGCGACAGGCCAGGGAGGAGAAUGCAGACAUUAGCCUACGCAUGAAAAAAGAAGAAUACGACAUCGUUGUGCUUUGGGGCUCCCAGACAAGCACUGCCGAAGGCCUCGCCCAUACACUCGCGCGGACUCUCCGGCAGCGUCUACGAUUACAUGCUGGCGUACUAGACCUAGCCGAGAUUUCUCCAAAAUCAAUCACUUCCAUACCAUCUGACAGACCCGUGGUGUUCUUGUUGUCGACGUAUGGUGAGGGCGAUCCAACCGACAAUGCGGUGGCGUUCUGUCGAUGGUUGUCACAGUCACAGACCACACUGAGGGAUCUUCAUUAUGCCGCGUUUGGCCUGGGGAGCAGCGCCUACCAACACUUCAAUCGUACCGUCGCAUGGGUAUCAGAGUCCCUCGCAGACAAGGGAGCGAUACGUAUUGGUAGUGUUGGAUAUGGGGAUGCGGCCAAUGGCUCGACUGAAGAAACAUUUCUUCGCUGGCAAGAUGAGACCGUCGAUGCUUUGCGGGCACAGUUUGCCUAUCAGGAGCACCCAGUAAUAUAUGAGCCUUCAUUUCUCCUCUCCCCAGUCGAGCAGCCAGAACCUACUUGUACUGCCUUGGGAGAACCCUACUAUGUGAGGUCAAGGACCGGCAUGGGCCUGCAGCGGCUGCCCAGCUCUGCUCCUUUCGAAUUGAGAUUCACCAAUAGUCGAAUUUUGAACCCACAGUCACGGAAGCCCUGUCUGCAACUGGAGAUCGACAUUUCCCAUCAUCGGAAUCUGAAGUAUGCCACUGGAGAUCAUCUACUACUGUGGCCAUCAAAUCCAGACGCCGAGGUAGAGCGCCUUUUGCGGUUGAUUGGCCGUCAGGAGGAACCCGCGAAAAAGCAGGUCUUUCAGAUCAACCCUGCCUCUGAGAAUGGAAAAUUAGAAACACUGCUUCCAAACCCUUGUUCCCUCGAGAGCCUACUCAGAUUCUAUCUCGCGAUCUGUGCACCUGUUUCGAAACAGGUGAUCCAGGCGCUUGCUCAGGUGGCUCCAACUACUCCGAUCCGCGACGCAGUUGAAGUUAUGAGAAACGGUGCAGGGGUUCCCCUGAGGAUAAAGGACAGUGCUCACCUAACAAUAACUGAUAUCCUGGAGUACUUUGCUCGCGAACACAGCGCUGACCACUCCACGUGGCAUACAAUUCCUUUAUCAUGGUUGCUGGAAAAUAUUCCACGUCUUCGACCGCGAGCCUACUCCAUUUCUUCCUCGGCGGCAAUGUCUCCUCGAGCAAUAUCCUUGGCCAUUACGCUACUAGACCAAGAGCAUAGCUCCAAAAACCGUGAAGCGUGGAGGUACGGUCUGACAACUGACUUUGUCACCACGCUGCAUCGCAGUCUGCAUACUGUGGACGGUGCGCACCCCACGAUCCCCGAAUACAGACCCCUUGUGCCUUCCAAAGAUGGGGUCCAGGGAAGGCUUUAUGGUCAGCUCCAGCGAUCAAAAUUUAAACUACCUGCCACGCCUACUGUGCCCAUCAUGAUGGUGGCAGCAGGUGUGGGGAUUGCACCCUUUCGCGCGUUCGUACAGGAAAGAAGGCAGACAGCUUUGGUUGGAAGGGAGGUCGGGGAGACGACCUUAUUCUACGGUUGUCGCGGACCGGAUGACCUCCUUUUUCGCGAUGAGUGGGAUCAAUCGCUUGCGGUGCCAGGGUUUUCCUUACGAAUGAUCCCUGCCUAUUCGCGGCAUCCGGCCCCAGAUUGCGACAAAAUGUAUGUACAGGAUGCGAUCCGAAACCACAAACAAGACAUACUUCAGCAUCUCCUGUCAGAUGGAAACCCUUUGUAUGUAUGUGGGUCUACAGCAAUGGCACAAGGGGUAUUGACGGCCGUUGUGGAAAUGAUCAUGGAGAGCACGGGGUGGGAUGAAUCCCGUGUUCGAAGCUGGAUCCAAACUCGGAAGCGGAGAGGAAUAUGGCAAGAAGAUGUUUGGGGGUAA